AGCAAACCAGGUGUGAAAAGCCAUGUUUUCGAUUUGUUUACUUGGGGCAAUCGUGUUGUCCCUCCUGUACUGGAAACUCGUAAGAGUGCCAUCUUACUUGGAUGGAAUUUCGCGAGCUCAACCGUGGUAUCCCGUGUUGGGAAAUGCGCUGCUGUUGGUGGGAAAAUCCCCGGAAACGUUCUUCAACGCUGUCAACGCACUGUUUGCCCACCAUAACCGUCUGUUCCAGCUGUGGUUCGGCCCCAGACCGGUCAUCGGUGUGUCCCAUCCGGAUCUGGUGGAGAAGGUUCUCACCAGUACGGCCUGUCUGGAGAAACCGUACUUUUAUCGAUUCUCACGAGUGGAUCAGGGACUGUGGGCGGCCAGUAAAACUUUGUGGCAAAGCCAGCGCAAAGCGGUCAAUGCGGCCUUUUCCACCCGAGUUCUCAACGACUUCAUUCAGACAAUCAACGAGUGCACGGAGAAUUUGAUAAGCCAGCUGACCUCAGUGGAUGGUGCCGAGGUUAACGUGCUGGACUAUGCAAUACCUUGUGCCCUGAAGAUGGUUUGUGGUACAACGCUGGGAAUCAGCGUGACCGAGAGUGCAGAUGUGGAAGAGUUUAUCAAGAGUUUUAACAGUCUUGCAGAAAUCGUUGGUAAUCGCUUCAAUACACUCUAUCUUCAACCAGAUGUAGUUUAUCGCCACACACCAAAUUUCCGCGAAGAAAUGAAACAUCGUGAAAAGUGCUACAAUUUUACUAAAAAGAUUUUGAACGAAAAGAAACAUCAGAACAGCGCAAACUCCAGCAAAAACUCUAAAAUAUUUAUUGAACACCUUUUGGAUAAAGAUUUGGUGAAACGUAAUUUUUCAGACACCGAAAUAGUCCAAAAUGCUUACAGCAUGAUUGCAGCGGGCAGCGAAACGACGGCCUACACCAUCGCUAAUGCGUGUUUGCUACUCGCUCUACAUCCGGAUGUACAAAACAAGCUCCACUCGGAAAUUACGCAAAUCUUCCCAGACGCGCACCCCGAUAUCUCACCCCAAUCCCUGUCAUCUCUUCAUGAAACGGAAAGCUUCCUCAAAGAACUGCUACGGCUCUACCCGAUCGCACCGAUAAUUGCCCGAGAAACGGGGGAAAGCUUCGAGCUGGAUGGGGUGCGAUUUCCCAAGGGAACGAUAUUUUUGCUAAACUUUUACCAGCUGCACCGGCGCCAGGAUCUUUGGGGUGCGGACAGUACUCGAUUUAAUCCGGAUCGAUUCAGCGGGGAACGCAGCAAGGAACCACAGCACUCGUUUGCGUAUCUUCCGUUCAGUGGAGGGCCGAGAAAUUGCAUUGGACAUCGUUACGCCAUGAUGACUCUCAAGAUCAUGCUUGUACAUCUGUUGAGAAAUUUCAAGUUGACUACGAGCUUAACAAUGGAGGACGUGAAGUUCAAGUUUGCAAUGUUGUUGACUCUGAUGCCGGAGCAUUCUAUUCGGUUUGAAAGACGAAAUUGAAUUAUUUUCAUUUCUGCAAACAAUAAAUAAAAUUUCAAUAAAAAUCAG
Molecule: messenger RNA, 1525 nt
Organism: Culex pipiens pallens (northern house mosquito)
Lineage: Eukaryota; Metazoa; Arthropoda; Insecta; Diptera; Culicidae
Product: cytochrome P450 4c21-like
Exons: 6
Coding region: 23-1477 (484 amino acids)
Molecular function (GO): monooxygenase activity; oxidoreductase activity, acting on paired donors, with incorporation or reduction of molecular oxygen; iron ion binding
Source: RefSeq, a predicted model, not a curated record